AUGUCGUCCACCCAAUUCUCGUACUCGAGCGCCCGUCUGCGUCGCGUCAAGUACCUCCAGUUCGGCGUCUUUAGCCCCGAAGAGAUCCGCGCCAUGUCCGUGACGAAACAGACGAAAGUCAACGACCGCCUCAUUCCCGACGGCAUCUCCCGCCCAGAAACGUACUUAAACGGACACCCUGUCAUCGGCGGGAUAGGGGACCCCCGCAUGGGCACGUGCGACUUUCGCGCACGCUGUAAAACCUGCGACUGCACGUACAGUGGCAGUGGUGGCAAGGUGAAUGACUGUCCAGGCCACUUUGGGCACAUUGAGCUGGCCCGUCCCAUGUUCCACAUGGGGUUUAUGAAGGAAGUGCUCAAGAUCUUGCGGUCCGUGUGUUUCCACUGCUCCAAAGUGCUGAGCGACGAGCGGGACCAUCGAUUCCGCUCGGCUAUGAAGAUCAAGAAUGGAAAGCGCCGGCUCAAGGCCGUGUACGAGUUUUGCAGUAACAAGAGCAUGUGUGAAUACGGCGAAGAGGCCGAUAUGGAGAAGAUGCGCGAGGAUUUGAACAUUGGACUGCAAGGUGGACUUGACGACAAGUCGAAGCCAAAGGAAGGCGGCCAUGGCGGCUGUGGCGGUCUUCAGCCAAAGUACCGUAAACAAGGUAUUAAAUUGAUGGUCGAGUUUCCAGAGCAGAUGGAAGACGUGCCGGGGUCAGGCGACCGCAAGCAGAACUUGCCGGCAGCAAAAGUGAUGUCGAUUUUCAAGAACAUUUCAGACCAUGACUGUUAUGCACUUGGGUUAGACCCGCGCUGGGCUCGUCCAGACUGGCUUGUGAUGACACUUAUGCCGGUGCCGCCUCCACAUGUUCGUCCUUCUGUGGCUAUUGACGGCAUGGCGCGCGGCGAGGACGACCUGACGCACAACUUGGCUUCGAUUGUGAAGGCAAAUUUGGCGCUGCUGAAUUGCGUGCGGAAGGGCGAGCCAUCACACAUUAUUGAGCAGUUUGAGCAACUGUUGCAGUUCCAUUUGGCAACUUUUCUGAACAACGAACAGCCGGGUCUGCCGCAAGCACAGCAACGGUCUGGCAAGCCGCUGAAAACGCUGCGACAACGUUUGCGCGGUAAAGAAGGACGUAUCCGCGGUAAUUUGAUGGGCAAGCGGGUAGACUUUUCGGCACGUACGGUUAUUACCGCUGACCCGAAUAUUGCAAUCGACCAAGUGGGCGUUCCUCGGUCCAUCGCAAUGAAUUUGACUGUACCCGAACGAGUGACGCCGUUUAACAUGAACUACAUGCACCAACUGAUUGCCAAUGGUCCGCUGGAGCAUCCAGGAGCAAAGUACAUCAUUCGUGAGGACGGUAAUCGUAUCGAUUUGCGAUACAUAAAGAACAAGUCGGAUCUCGCGCUGAAGUGCGGUUGGAUCGUGGAGCGUCAUCUUCGUGACGAUGAUCUCGUGCUUUUCAAUCGUCAGCCUUCUUUGCACAAGAUGUCGAUCAUGUCGCACCGCGUGAAGGUGUUCGACUGGUCGACGUUUCGUUUAAACCUUUCCGUGACGUCGCCUUACAACGCCGAUUUUGACGGUGAUGAGAUGAAUUUACACGUGCCUCAGUCAAUGACUGCACGUGCUGAUGCGCAAGAGUUGAUGAUGGUGCACAAGGUGAUCAUCACACCGCAGGGUAAUCGUCCGGUUAUGGGUAUUGUACAAGAUUCAUUGCUGGGUGCGCAGAAGUUUACUAAGCGAGAUAUUUUUGUGAGCAAAGACUGGGUAAUGAACAUGCUGAUGUGGGUGUCAAACUGGGACGGCAAGGUACCGACACCAGCGAUUCUGGUUCCGAAGAAGGGAGAGCUGGGCAAGUACACUCCAAUCUGGACAGGCAAGCAGCUGUUUUCUACAAUCAUCCCGGCGGUUAACUUUACCGGGUUUUCAUCUACACAUAAAAGCAGUGAGAAGUUUUCGGACUUGUCUCCUAUCGAUUCUCGCGUAAUCAUUCAACAGGGUGAGCUGUUAGCUGGUAUCGUUGACAAGAAGAUUAUCGGUUCAUCAGCAGGUGGUUUGAUUCACAUCACGAUGCUCGAGAAGGGUCCUGAAGAAACGAAGCGCCUUCUUGGUGCCAUUCAGCAACUUGUAAACUGCUGGCUGGCCGGUCGUAGUUUCACUGUCGGCGUGAGCGAUACGAUUGCUGAUGUAUCUACUCUUAAGACUAUUGUCGAUAUCAUUACGCAAGCCAAAGUGCAAGUGCACGAUUUGGUAGUACGUGGACAAAAGGGAAAACUGGAGACGCAGCCUGGACGAACAAUGGUCGAGUCAUUUGAAGGUCUGGUGAACAUCGUGUUGAACACUGCUCGUGACCAGGCCGGCCGCGAAGCACAGGGUAGUCUCGACGAGACGAACAACAUUAAGGCUACGGUGACGUCCGGUUCGAAAGGUUCUUUCAUCAACAUUUCUCAGAUUAUUGCCUGUGUGGGUCAGCAAAAUGUCGAGGGAAAGCGCAUACCGUACGGUUUCAAUCAUCGCACGCUGCCGCACUAUGGGAAGGAUGAUUUAGGACCUGAGAGUCGUGGCUUCGUGGAGAAUUCCUACUUGAAGGGUUUGACACCACAGGAGUUCUUUUUCCACGCCAUGGGUGGUCGUGAAGGUUUGAUUGAUACUGCUGUGAAGACCGCCGAGACCGGCUACAUUCAGCGACGACUUGUAAAGGCAAUGGAGUCGGUAAUGACGAGAUACGAUGGCACAGUCCGUAAUGCACAAGGCGAAAUUAUCCAGUUCCUGUACGGCGAGGACGGCAUGGAUGCCGUGUGGGUCGAGAAGCAAAGGUUUGAGUCGCACAAGUUGAACAAAGUUCAGUUUGAGAAGAAGUACGCCUUUGACCCGUCUGACGAGAACCUGGGCUGUAUGCCAAACUGCCCUGAUCAGCUGUACCUCGAACCUGAUAUUAUCAAGGACAUCCGGACCAAUCAGCGAACACAACAACUUUUGAGAGAAGAGCAGGUGCAGCUACAGAAGGACCGCGUGAACCUUCGCGUCAUUUUGGCAAGUCGUGGGCAGGGACAAGAGUCGGAUAACGCCGCUCAGAUUCCUGUGAACAUCCGACGUCUUGUGGAAAAUGCACAGCAGCUGUUCAGCAUCGACGUUCGUAAGCCGUCUAGCCUUCACCCGUCCCGUAUUAUCGAGGGUGUGAAGGACUUGUGCAAAAAGAUUAUAGUUGUGCAGGGCGAGGAUCAGCUGAGUGUUGAGGCCCAGGAGAACGCAACGCUAUUCUUCCAGAUCUUGUUGCGGUCAACCCUGGCGUCGAAAUGCGUUACGCUUGAGCACCACCUCACAGAGACGGCGUUCGAGUGGCUCAUGGGUGAGAUCGAAUCCAAAUUUACGAGUGCGCUCGUGUCUGCCGGUGAAAUGGCAGGUGUUGUCGGUGCGCAGUCCAUUGGAGAACCGGCAACGCAGAUGACACUGAACACGUUCCACUACGCCGGUGUGUCUGCUAAAAAUGUGACACUUGGUGUACCUCGCCUGAAAGAAAUCAUGAACAUUGCAAAGGAAGUACGGACUCCAUCAUUACGUAUAUUCUUGACACCAGAUUGUGCACACGAUGCUGAUAAGGCAAAGUUUAUCCAGUCGCAACUAGAAUACACGACCUUGGCUGAUGUGACAGCAAACACUUCCAUUUACUACGAUCCAGACCCGAUGAAUACGGUGGUCGAGGAGGACCAGGAGUUCGUGGCUUCGUAUUACGAGAUGCCUGACGAGGACACCCCGAUCGCUCGCUCUCCCUGGCUUUUGCGUAUCGAGUUGAACCCAAAGAUGAUGGCUGACAAGAAGUUGACGAUGAGCGAAAUUGCUUCCCAAGUUGAAGCAGAGUAUGGCCAAGAUCUUAUGUGCAUCUUCACGGACGACAACGCUGAUCGUUUGGUGCUGCGCAUCCGCAUUAUGAGCGAUGAAGAGGAGAAGCUACAACGGUCAGGCGAGACUGCCGUUGGACAGGAAGACGACACGUUUCUGAAGCGCGUGGAGCACAACAUGCUUACACAGAUGAAGUUGCGUGGUAUUGAGGGUGUGAAGAAGGUGUACAUUCGUGAAGGACCGUCGACGCACUGGUUCGACGACGUGGGUUUUAAAAUGAUGAACGAGUGGAUGCUGGACACGGAUGGCACGAACCUUCUUGAUGUGAUGUGCUACCCACAAGUUGAUUCCACCCGUACGAUAUCUAAUGACAUUGUAGAAAUCAUUCAGGUGCUGGGCAUUGAGGCUGUUCGCCGAGCACUGUUGAACGAGAUUCGUCAGGUGAUUUCUUUCGAUGGCGCGUAUGUCAAUUACCGGCAUUUGGCGUGUCUAUGUGAUGUGAUGACCUUCCGUGGCCACCUUAUGGCCAUCACUCGUCACGGCAUUAACCGUGAUGAUUCUGGUCCGUUGGUCCGCUGUUCGUUUGAAGAGACGGUGGAAAUUCUAAUGGAUGCCGCGAUGUUUUCUGAGGGGGACCCGUUGACGGGUGUAUCGGAGAACGUGAUGCUCGGACAGUUGGCUCCACUCGGUACGGGUGUCAUGGAUUUGGUGCUCGACGCGAAGAAGCUUGCGAAUGCGAUUGAGUACGAGGCGUCAGAGAUCCAGCAGGUGAUGCAAGGACUCGACAACGAAUGGAGAAGCCCCGACCAGGGCCCGGGCACACCUAUGGCGACCCCGUUCGCAUCGACACCCGGUUUUUCUGCAUCAUCCCCAUUCAGUCCUGGUGGCGGCUCUUUUUCGCCAGCGGCUGGUGCUUUUUCGCCCAUGGCAAGCCCGGCAUCUCCUGGUUUUAUGGUGGGCUCACCUGCACACAGUCCUGCGUCCCCGUUGAACCCGGCGUCGCCUGCUUACAGCCCGAUGUCUCCAGCGUACAGCCCGACUUCUCCAGCGUACAGCCCCACAUCGCCAGCGUACAGCCCGACGUCUCCUGCGUACUCACCGACAUCCCCGGCGUACAGUCCGACGUCGCCAGCGUAUUCACCGACCUCACCGGCGUACAGCCCUACGUCCCCGGCGUACAGUCCGACGUCUCCUGCUUAUAGUCCGACGUCUCCCGCCUACAGUCCGACAUCCCCGGCGUACUCACCGACGUCUCCUGCUUACAGCCCGACAUCGCCUGCGUACUCGCCAACGUCGCCUGCUUAUAGCCCGACGUCGCCUGCGUACAGUCCGACUUCACCUGCGUACAGUCCGACGUCUCCUGCGUACAGCCCCACGUCGCCUGCGUACAGCCCGACUUCUCCUGCAUACAGUCCGACCAGCCCGGCUUACAGUCCCACCUCGCCGGCUUACACUCCCGCGUAUUCGCCUACGUCUCCAGCGUACAGUCCGACAUCACCGGCCUACUCACCGACAUCGCCUGCGUAUUCGCCAACGUCGCCAGCUUACUCGCCGACAUCACCGGCGUACAGUCCGACGUCACCUGCUUAUUCGCCGACAUCUCCCGCGUACAGCCCGACGUCGCCUAGCUACAGUCCAGCGUCUCCUGAGUACAAUCCGAUGGAAGGCUACAACCCGACUGCUAGUGGCUAUAGCCCGACCGAUGCCGAUGAGAAGAGGGAUGGAGGUGAUGCGUAG
Molecule: messenger RNA, 5556 nt
Organism: Peronospora matthiolae
Lineage: Eukaryota; Oomycota; Peronosporomycetes; Peronosporales; Peronosporaceae
Source: the annotation of a GenBank genome assembly